UGUACACGUGAGAUUCUGCUAAGUAAAGUUCGUGUUGUUUACCCAGUUUUCGGACAGUUUGCGGUUGCUACGUGAUGUGAAGCCUGCUAACGCAAAUAAACCCCGAAAGCCUAUACUACGCAGGGAACGACCACGACACUAGAAGCAAUGGGAAUCCACAGACUUGCAGAAUACAUGAAGUCUUUGUUUAUGGUGCUGAUGGCGAUAAUGACUUUCCUGGGCAUCAUUUGGACGAAGAAAGACAUACAAUCAAAAAGAGUGUUCCCUGUUCCUGCCUCACAUCACAACUACACAAAAUCUGAUGACCUGCACAUCCCUCUCACCCCUCUCAUCCCUCUCACGACCAAGCCUGUGGCUGAUAUUGGUAUGGCCCCACAUGAGGUGCACAAGAUCCAAGAUUUGCUCCACUGGCCUGGUCCACACAAACAAAUUAAAAAUUUCCUCCAAAGCACCGCUCCAUCCAACACAUAUUUCCACAUUCCUGGGCUGAGGAAGACCUACCAGUUGGGGGAGGAACUACAUGUCACUGUGGUGGCCAGGGAUUUCCACAAAAAGCCCAAGCGAUAUGGAGGUGACUACUUCCAGGCCAAACUUUUCUCAUCCAAACUGAAGGCUAGUGUGUUUGGGGAGGUGACAGAUCUGGAGAAUGGGUCCUACUCAGUGCGCUUUCUCCUGCCCUGGUCUGGGGAGGCUUGGGUAGCUGUACGCCUGAUCCACUCUAGCGAGGCUGUGCAGGUCCUGAAACAACUCCGGAAGUAUCAGUCGGACCGCGUCUACUUCAAGGGCCUGUUCGUGGGAACAGGUCUCAAUGGGGCAAAGCUUAAAGAGACAAUGGAGUGCAAUUCAAAGUGGGAUGGGCCAGGUCUGGAACGUAUGCAGAGGGGUAACUGCUGUGAGUAUCCAGACCCAAAAACAGGUGAGGUGUGGCUGUGCAAGAGGCCCAAAUAUCUGCCCUGUGAUGCCCUGGUCUACCAUGUGGUUGGGGGCUACAGGGCGAAGCUUGUGGACAAGAAAUAUACCAAUCAAUGGAUCAAAAGGAACAACAACAAAAUUAUAAUUAAUCCCUCCAAUACAACUGUUGGUGCGACAGAGAGAUGCAGACCUGGGCUGCAAAUCCCAGUCCCAGCUGGGUUCUACAUGAGGGACGUGUGGACCUGUCUGGUCUGCACCACCGGCCAUUUUAAUGCUCCCAAAAUAACCCAGUGCCUCAAGGAGAGAGAGCUCUUCAUGAUGGGAGACUCCACCAUGAGGCAGUGGUACCAUUAUCUGGGAAGUUCUGUGCCCAGCAUGAAAUACAUCAACCUUCACUCCGCUGAACAGGCAGGUCCUCUCUUGGCGGUGGAUGUGGAAAAUAAUAUAGUCUUGCAUUGGAGGGCCCAUGGCACACCACUGCGCUCUAAAGCGGCCCCAUUUGUUGACUUGCACUACAUCAGCAAUGAGAUUGACAGUAUAGCAGGCGGGUCCCGCAAGUUCAUCAUCUUCAACAUUUGGGCGCACUUCACAACUUACCCGCUUGAGUAUUACAUCCGUCGAGUGGCAAGGAUUCGGCAAGCUGUUAUUGCACUGCUGAAGCGGGCACCAGAUACGAUUGUCGUAAUCAAGUCUGCCAACACCACAACACUCAAGAAUGUGUACAGCUCUGACUGGUUUUCAAUACAGUUGGACAUAAUAUUGAGAAACGCCUUCCAGGGGAUUCAUGUAGCAUUCAUAGACGUCUGGCAAAUGACAUCCUGCCACUACAGUCCAGAAAGUAUCCAUCCCAACCCAACUGUCAUUGGGAAUGAGAUCAACCUAUUGUUGUCAUUCAUCUGUCCUGUCUGAAUGACCAUUUCUCCUUAACCCCACUUGUUCUGUCUCACAGUAUAGUAUACAAUUCAACACAAAAAUAAGUUAAGGAAGAGAUAAUCAUUGGCAAAGCCGAAAAAAUAUCACUGUCACAUUCAAGAGAGAAUAUUUGAUUGAAUCCUCAGCAGCCUGCCCAGUGGUACAUGUUGUUUGUAGACCACCAUAGUUACAGUACUCAUAGCAGGUAUUAAUGCAUUGUGUGUUUGAAGCCUUGUCAGUGCAUAGGUCAAAGUAAUGUUCUUGGUGCUUCUGUGAAUUUCCUGUCUUUCCUGUCCGGGGUGUGUUAAAGUGUCCCUGAGUGAGACACCUAACCCCCAAAUGCUCCUGAUGAGCUGGUUGGAGCCUUGCAUGGCAGCCUAAUCGCCGGUGGUGUGUGAAUGUGUGUAUGAAUGGGUGAAUGAGAAGCAUCAAUUCUACAGCACUUUGGACAAAGGCGCUAUAUACAUGCCAACCAUUUACCAUUAAAAGCAUCCACACAAACACACACACACAGUAGUCUACACAACAACACACAUUUGCACAAUCAAAUUAUUUCUCUCUUGAGAAUAAUUAAUUCUCUCUCACCCUUUAUCUUAUCUAUAUCUUAUCCUUUAUACACACUCUUAACAACAUACAGAUCUGCCCUUCAGAAAUGCACACACAUAUACACAAACACACAUAAACAAUAAAGGACAUAAAUAAUAUAGACAUGGUGCCUUAUGGUCAGCUGCACAUGAACAGGCAAUACAAUAAAACACUGUUGCAUUACUUUAUAAUCCAUGCACCAACAGAACAUUUGAAAAUGAAAGACAGCACAUUCAUUUGAUAUGAAAAACAUUUUAUUGUCAUUGUAGGUCGUAAAACAAAAUGUGUGGCACCUCUCAGUAAGAGCAUAAUAAUAAAUUAUUAUUGAAUUAUAAUCAUCAAUUAUUAAAGGCUGUAAAGGCAUCAUAGCCGCCAAUACAAGUCAGUCAAUGGUCUGUGAUAGUAACGUAGCCUUGUCUGUCUGUCUGUCUAUCUAUCUAUCUAUCUAUCUAUCUAUGUUUUGCAAUACACUCACCGAGCACGUAAUUACAUUUUACUUCAUUACACCUACUUAUUAAUGUGAUUAUCUACUCAGCCAAUUGUGUGACAGCAGUGCAAUGCAUAUAAUCAUGUACAUACGGGGCUUCAGUUCAUGUUCAACCAUCAGAAUGGGGUAAAAAUGUAAUCUAAGUGACUUUCACCAUGAAAUGAUUGUUGAUGGCAGACAGGGUGGUUUGAAUAUCUGAGAAACGCAAAUAACCACACAUUACAACAGUGGUAUGCAGAAGAGCAUCUCGAAACACACAACACAUCGUAACUCUAAGUGGAUACGCUGCAGCAGUAGAAGAAGAAAAGUCUAAUAAAUACGAACUUUAUUAACCCUAUAACAAACCACGGAGAAUGCCUCACACCAAUGUGAGAAAACACAUUGGAUUUUAGCAGACAGGGUGUCUAUUCUUAUACCAUUACACAUCCUAAGUUAUCGCAUGCAUACAUUACGGUGAAAGCCAAUCAUCUUCAUACAGUGUUUCAGUACUUUUCCAUCACACGUUGUACUCCUGGGCCCACCUCUGCUCCUUAAGUCAUUUAACAUUUGUUUUGCAAUUUACACACUGCUACAGCAAC
Molecule: messenger RNA, 3474 nt
Organism: Conger conger (European conger)
Lineage: Eukaryota; Metazoa; Chordata; Actinopteri; Anguilliformes; Congridae
Product: NXPE family member 3-like
Exons: 8
Coding region: 148-1821 (557 amino acids)
Source: RefSeq, a predicted model, not a curated record